Molecule: messenger RNA, 507 nt
Organism: Microthlaspi erraticum
Lineage: Eukaryota; Viridiplantae; Streptophyta; Magnoliopsida; Brassicales; Brassicaceae
Source: the annotation of a GenBank genome assembly
AUGGUGUUUUUCAAGAAGAAGAAAGAGGAGAGAAGACCAAGGCCGACAAUGAAGGAUGUUAUAACGGCGUUUUUAGCUACCCAAUCCGCAAUCUUCCUCUUGUUGCUUGCCGGUCUAUCCCUCGCUGGCACGGCCGUGGCAUUCAUCGCCACCACGCCGCUAUUCCUCAUAUUCAGUCCGGUUCUCGUACCAGCGGGUAUUACCACUGCGUUGGUGGUUACGGGUUUAGCGGCCUCUGGAGGCUCCGGUAUGACGGCUAUCACCAUCCUCAUGUGGCUCUACAAGCAACUCACGGGUAAAGAGCCGCCAAAAAUACCAGGGUUGACGCCUCCUGCAGGUGGAGGUUCAGGGGGGGGUAGUGCGUCAGGGGGUGGUGCUUCAGGGGGUGGUGGUGCGUCAGGUGGAGGUUCAGGGGGUGGUGGUGCGCCAGCGGCAGCGGCAAGUAAACCAGCAGCUAAACCGGCCGCUAAACCGGCAGCCAAACCGGCAGCUAAAAAGGCAGGCUGA